AUGGCCGGUGGUAUUUUGAAGGUUGGCAUCAUUGCCGGUAGUCAGCGUCAAAUCCAAGCUGGUAGCCAAAUCACCGACUGGGUACAAAGAAUUAUCCAGAAACACUUGGGAAACAGCAACAACGUCAAACUGGAAAGGAUCAAUAUCAAAGAUCUCGAUCUUCCGAUCUAUGAUGAGCCGUACCCACCAGCUCAGAUCACCAGCACCGACCAGUAUACGAAAGACAGCACCAAAGCAUGGUCAAGGAUCGUUGCUCCGCUUGACGCAUUCGUCAUUGUUACGCCCGAAUACAACCUCAACGUUCCGGCCGGCUUGAAGAAUGCGAUUGAUCUGCUUUACUUUGAAUGGACGAAAAAGCCGUUCUUUAUCGUCAGUUACGGGGGCAUGGGCGGAACAUUUUCUUAUGAGAACUUGAAGCGAUCGUUAAGCCUUGCUAUCAAGGCUCGCGUUGUGGAAAGCGGAGUGAACCUUGCUUUCGGUCCGGCAGAAAAUGGGAACGCCCCGAAAGCUGUGACAGGGCAAGAUUUGGGUUUAUCUGUUACUGAGGACGGAACGUUGUGGGCAGAUAAGAGGGGAGAUAUCACAAAAGGCUGGGAUGAGUUAAUAAGCUUGCUGAAUCUAAACCCCGCGGAAUAA
Messenger RNA from Fusarium mangiferae, 636 nucleotides. RefSeq lists its product as uncharacterized. The record is from RefSeq and is a predicted model, not a curated record. Gene Ontology annotation, molecular function: FMN binding; oxidoreductase activity. NCBI's taxonomy places the organism in Eukaryota, Fungi, Ascomycota, Sordariomycetes, Hypocreales, Nectriaceae. Gene Ontology annotation, cellular component: cytosol. The transcript has a single exon. The coding region runs from base 1 to 636 and encodes 211 amino acids.